Messenger RNA from Sus scrofa (pig), 8119 nucleotides. Lineage: Eukaryota; Metazoa; Chordata; Mammalia; Artiodactyla; Suidae. The record is from RefSeq and is a predicted model, not a curated record.
CCAUCAGGCAGCCACAAGUCUCUUCUCCAAGUCCAUGAUUUUCUCUUCCCUGCAUUUUCUUAUCCACAAAACGCGGCUAAGAACACCCAUCUGACAGGAUUCUGUGUAGGGCCGGAGCAAGCCAGUACGUGCUGGGCUUCACAAAGACUCAGAAUGCUCCUGAUGGAUGGGGCCAUUGCUUUUCUGAAUAUACAGAGCGGACAAGAAAGGAGAGCACACUCGUGAUUUCACCUACAUACAGAACUUGAGUAUAAUCCUCCCCGCAAACCCCGGGACAUGGGCGUUGCCAGCCCGUUUUGCAGAAUAAAGUGAGGUCCAGGGGGGUCAUGUGACAAGUCACAGUUUUUAAAUCACAGGGCUGAGAUCCCAAGCUAGGUCUUCUGAUCUCUGCAAGCCCUGAGCCCUUCUCUUCUGCCCCAGAGCUGCCUCCCCGGGCGGUAUGAGUCCCCCACCCCGUGUCCUCCGUGUGUGCCAGACCUUCUCCUUAAAGCCUCACAAGGACUCAGCACUCACAGCGUAGGAACAAGGAACCCCAACAUGUGUUUAGACCAGAGGGCACAAUAAAUUGUUGCGUUCUCGUGGGACAGAAUGGGAAAUGUGGGUCAAAGGGAAGGGCCUUCUGAGUCAACAGGGCAGAAAGGGCCACAUCAUUAACUGUUUGGGGACGGGAGCUUUUGCUAGACCACUGACUUUCCUUGUUCUGGAGAUUUUACAGACAAGGAAAUGGAGGCUCAAAGAGGGUAACAUCCCCCAGACACAGAACAGAGAGCAACGUAAACCUACAAUACCCAACUGUAGCAUCUUCCCCUGGACCAGGCUGUCUUAACACACAUGGAAUCAUCUGGAGAGGUUUUCAGACUCCCGAGGGCUGGGCUGUACCAUCAGAGACCAAAUCUGUGGCUCUGGAGUGGGGCCUGGUGGGGGCGCUACGGAAGCUCCCAGCCCCAUGACAGGAAUGUGCAGCCCAGGGGGAGCAAAGCCGGCCAGGCGGCUCUCAGGACUGAGCUCUGUGAUGCUGGAACAGUCUGGGUCCAGCCCCGACCUUAACGAGACCCAGCUGGGUGUGUAACAGCAGCAACACUCGCUUUUCUUACUCCGCCCGGAGAGGGAACAGCUGGUUCUUUCUUAAAGCAGUAGGAGCGAAGGUGAGCCCAGAAACUGCUCACCCAACAUUCACAGCCACUUGCAUGGAUUUUAGGCAAUGGCAUCACGAGGAGAUUCACAAAUACGAGGAAUCCUCAAAUCAGAUCCAGUCAUUGUUUUUGCUCUUGAUGGGCCAGAAAGUUGGAGCUCCAGUCUGAUUUUUACAUUCCUUCAAGUUCUCGAGUAGAGUUUUCGGUUCCCUGUAUUGUGAGGAGGCUCAGGGACCUUUAUUCAAAAUAAAACACCUUUUCCAUCUCUGCAGUCAGGUGCCCUGCUGUGCAGCAGGACUUCAUUGUGAGAAGAGGUACCAGGCCUUCAGGGGAAAGCAGAGGGGAGAGCAGUUGGCAUCUGGAGAGGAGAUGUAAAUGAAGGAAGCUGCAGGGGAGGCGGAAGGAGAGAAAAGGAGGGGCCGAGAGCAGUCGCCUUGAGCACCGUGGAGCUUCUGUUCACUGUUCCCCUCACUCUCGAUCCACGCGAUGGAUAUACUAUUUGGCAGAAAUAAGAAGGAGCAGCUGGAGCCUGUGAGGGCCAGAGUGACAGGCAAGAUUCCCUCGUGGCUGCAGGGAAUCUUACUCCGCAACGGGCCCGGGAUGCACACGGUGGGCGAGACCAAGUACAACCACUGGUUCGAUGGCCUGGCCUUGCUCCACAGCUUCACAAUCAGAGAUGGUGAAGUCUAUUAUAGAAGCAAAUACCUGAGAAGCGAUACCUACAAUGCCAAUAUCGAAGCGAACAGGAUCGUGGUGUCAGAAUUUGGAACAAUGGCCUAUCCGGACCCCUGCAAAAACAUAUUUUCCAAGGCGUUCUCCUACCUGUCCCACACCAUCCCUGAUUUCACAGACAACUGCUUGAUCAACAUCAUGAAGUGUGGAGAAGACUGCUAUGCGACCACAGAGACCAAUUACAUCAGGAGAAUCAACCCGCUGACCCUGGAGACCCUGGAGAAGGUUGAUUAUCGUAAAUACGUGGCUGUAAAUGUGGCAACAUCGCAUCCUCAUUAUGAUGCCACUGGAAACGUUCUCAACAUAGGCACAUCCAUCGUGGACAAGGGGAAGACGAAAUACGUGAUCUUUAAGAUCCCGGCCACGGCACCAGAGGACGGGAAGAAGGGGCGAGGGCCCCUGAAGCACACGGAGGUGUUCUGCUCCAUCGCCUCCCGCUCCCUCCUCUCCCCGAGCUACUACCACAGCUUCGGCGUCACCGAGAACUACGUCGUUUUCCUCGAGCAGCCCUUCCGGAUGGAUAUCCUCAAGAUGGCCACCGCCUACAUCCGGGGCGUGAGCUGGGCCUCCUGCCUGGCCUUCCACGGGGAGGACAAGACUUACAUUCACGUCAUUGACCAAAGAACAAGGAAGCCCGUGCUGAGCAAGUUCUACACGGACCCCAUGGUGGUGUUUCAUCACGUCAACGCCUACGAAGAGGACGGCUGCCUCGUGUUUGACGUCAUCGCCUACGAGGACAGCAGCCUUUACCAGCUCUUCUACUUGGCCCACUUGAAUGAGGACUUCGAGGAGAACUCCAGGCUCACCUCUGUGCCCACCCUCAAGAGGUUCGCGGUGCCCCUCCACGUGGACAAGGAUGCAGACGUGGGUUCCAAUUUAAUCAAACUGGCGUCUACUACAGCCAGAGCCCUGAAGGAAAAAGAUGACCAAAUCUACUGCCAGCCGGAGCUGCUCUGCAAAGGCUUAGAGCUGCCUCGGAUCAAUUAUGCUUACAACGGGAAGCCAUACCGCUACGUCUUUGCUGCCGAAGUCCAGUGGAGCCCCAUCCCAACCAAGGUCAUAAAAUAUGACCUUCUCACCAAGUCGUCCUUGAGUUGGGGUGAGGCGCACUGCUGGCCCGCGGAGCCCCUGUUCGUGCCUACGCCGGGUGCCCGGGACGAGGAUGACGGAAUUAUCUUAUCAGCCAUCGUCUCUACCGAUCCCCAGAAGCUGCCGUUUCUGCUUGUUCUGGAUGCCAAAACUUUUACGGAAUUGGCUCGUGCUUCCGUUGACGUAGACAUGCACCUGGAUCUCCACGGGCUGUUCAUCCCGGGCACAGCCUGGGAUGUGAAGAAGCAGACCCCUUCCCAGGAGGAGCAGGGUAGGGCGGUGGACCACGGGGUAGCCCCGCGGACCUGACGGUUGGGGCUCAGGCCCAGGAGAACAGCUCCCAUGGGACUCAAGGCUGGUCCCUCCCUGGCUGGAGGGGGUCCCUCCUUUCAUGUGGGGCUUCUUCUUGCUGUGGUUGCUUUGAGACAAGGUUAUGGUAAUAGAGCUUGUCAGUAUCUUUUCUUCAUUUUAUUUUGGCCGUAAAAACCCUAUCUGAAAGUCGAUCAAAUUUCUAUUGAUUAGCUCUAGCACGUCUAAGAAAGUGCCUUUCCUUUAGUAUAAAGACCAUGACCAUGAAUCAGAAAUUGUGGGAGUUCCCAUCGUGGCUCAGUGAUAACAAACCCAGCUAGCAUCCAUGAGGACGCCGGUUUGAUCCCUGGCCUUACUCAGUGGGUGAAGGAUCCAGCAUUGCCAUGAACUGUGGUGUAGGUCGAAGAGGAGGCUCAGAUCCCGCAUUGCUGUGGCUGUGGUGUAGGUUGCAGACAAGGCUUGGAUCUGGUGUUGCUGUGGCUGUGGUGUAGGCCAGCAGCUGUAGCUGCGAUUGGACCCCUAGCCUGGGAAACUGCAUAUGCCUUGGGUGUGGCCCUAAAAAGACCAAAAAAAGAAAGAAAAGAAAAGAAAUUGUAUUGUCAUGUUAUUACUGUUGGCAGAAUGGGCAACCACUGGCCUGUUGGAGAAGAGACAGAAGGAUUUAUCAUUGCGCCUUCCUCCCCGCCUUCCCUCCCUUCCCCCUUUCCCUUCUUUCCAGUGGACUAGACGAGGAGGUCUAGCCUGUCAAUCAGGCUCCGUUAGAAAAUGAUGUGCCCGAGAAGGUGUGUUGCUGUGUGGACAUUCCAAGCAAAGCAGAGCAUUAUAUAAAAUAAUAAAAAAUUUAAAGUCUGUUUAGAUUUUAAUUUUACAUGGCUUUGUUCCCCUGAAGAACUUCUAAGUCAGGAAAAUAGAGCGGCAGGGAGUUCCUGUUGUGGCUCAUUGAUAAGAACCCAACUAGUAUCCAUGAGGCCUCAGGUUCAAUCCCUGGACUCGCUUAGAGGAUCUGGCAUUGCUGUGGCUGUGGUGUAGGCUAGUGGCUACAGCUCCCAUUUGACCCCUAGCCUGGGAAUUUCCAUAUGCCAUGGGUGUGGCCCUAAAAAGACAAAGGAAAAGAAAAAAGAACAUAGAGCAGCAGAUCCAGAUGGCUCAUGGCCUGCCAGGUGCCUCACAGUACAAUUGAUGGGACAGCAGACUGGUGUGGGGGCUGGACACUGACUACCUGGUGGUGGCCGAGAAGCUGGCAUCAGGAUCGGGUCCUGUCUGGCCUGACGCUGAGAACCAGGGCAGUGAGGCCCUAGAGUGGUAUAGAAAAGGAGGUGCCCCCAGCUAAAUGAGCUCCCAGGGCAGACCAGGCAUCUGGGCAGAAGUGAAGGAGCUCGGUGUGGAGAUGGAGGGAGCAAGCCGACCAGGGUCCCGCGUGAGUACUGCGAGACCGCGGGCAUCUGGGCAUCGCCUUGGGGGUCUGCUAGGUGCUUGGGGCCUGGUUUAGAGAACCAAAGGCAGGCCGGCCGGGUAAUUGCCAGACACACAUGUCAUAGGGUCGGGGGUUGGGAUCAUCUGCUUUUUUUGCACCUGUCCCCUCCCCAGAGUUGGGAUUUUGUUCCGCCUCCAAGGAGAUUCAGGAAUGUGUCUGGAGGACAGGAAGGAACUUCUGGGAACAGUGCGUGGAUACACAGAGGGGCAGACCUCUGCAGCCACCGUGAAGCUCCCACUCAAAUGGAGGCGCCAUCAGGUCAGGGUAUUUUUUUUUUUUUUUCAAUUUCAUUUUCUUACUUGUAAAAACUUUUUAUUAGAGUAUAGUUGAUUUGCAGUGUUGUGCCAGUGUCUGCUGUACAGCACAGUGACCCAGUCACACAUACAGGUACAUUCCCUUUCUUCUAUUUGCUUCCAUCAUGUUCUGUCCCAAGAGACCGGAUAGAGUUCCCUGUGCUGUACAGCAGGACCUUCUUGCUUUUCCAUUCGAAAUGUCAUAGUUUGCACCUACUAACCCCAAACUCCCAGACCAUCCCACGCCUCCCCUCUCCCCCUUGACAACCACAAGUCUGUUCUCUGUGUCUGUGCGUCUGUUUUGUAGACAGGUGCAUUUGUGCCAUAUGGGAAUUUUUUUCAUUGAAUUUUUUGUUGGAAUAAUUGUAGGUUCAUGUGCAGUUCCAAGAAAUAACACAGAGAGUUCCCAUAUGGACUUCACGACGUUUCCCCAAUUGUAACAUUUUGGAAAACUACUGUUUAAUAUGACAGCCAGGACAUUGACCUUGAGUCAACCCAUAGAUCUUCCUCAGAUUUCUCUGAUUUUCCGCGUGUGUGUGUGUGUGUGUGUGUGUGUGUGUGUGUGUGGUUCUAUACAGUUUCAUCACAGGCGUGUGUUCCUGCAUCCAUGGCCACUGUCGAGACAGUGAAGACCACAUCCACACUGGGGUCCCUCGUGGUGCUUGCCGUCACCACACUCACCUCUCUCCCAUCACCAGCCCCCAUUCCUACCCGCUGGUAACCCCCAUCUCCAAAACUUUGUCAUUUCAGAAACGUCGCAUAAGCAGAAUCGCACAGUGUUAACCUUUGGGAAUGGGCUUUUGCCUCACAGCAGAACUUGGAUAUUCAUGCAGGUGGUUUGUUUACACCCAUGUUGUCCUGUGUCGGGUGUGUUUUAUUCACCACUCCAUCCUCUGCACCCAGAACCCUGCCCAGAGAUACAGGCUCUCAAUUAAAAAUGUGUCGGAUGAAUGAAUUCCGUCAACAAAGAAAUCCACCUGCAUCAUGUACCAACAAGAAAUGGAUUUUUUUUUUUUUUUACAAAAUGAAAAAAAGAAACAGCUAUUUUACUGACAUCUCCCAGGAAGACAGUUCAUGUGGAGCCCAAUGACAACACCCCACAUUCCCCACAAAGCUUCCCCUCUCUGCUGCCCCUGGUCUCUCCUUUCUUUCCCUAUUGGUCCCUGAAAACCUCCCCUACACCCCAACUUUUCCAUUUCCCACUCAGCUUACAGAGCCCAUUAGACAGAAACCCGAGCCCUGGGAUGGCAGCACGAAGACCAUCUGCUCGCUCCCCUGACUCUCUGGGCACCUCAGCACCUCCAGCCUUGAUGAGAUAGAUUGGGAGGGAGCGUCAACCAUCGUGACUUCAGAAAGACGCGAUGGAGGCCUGCACUGGGUGGCAGGAAUGGAAAAGAGCUGACAAGUGGGACCGUCACUCGCCUGUGUGCUAUUCCGCUUUAAAUAUUUUAAAAAUGCCUCCCCACUUUUUUCUGCUCAGUUCCCAUUGCCAAGCAGGACCCAGACCUGGUCAGGCAAAAGGGCGCAGCUCUGCGGGGAAGGAAAGUAUGCCUGUGGUUUGUUUACCCUGUUCGAGAUGACAGCUGACAUACCGGACCGAUGAGGAAGCCUUCACACCACAGCUUUUCCUGUUCCAGAAAUCCUGAAGGUCGAUGCCCGGACAUCCAAUUAAUCCUCAGCCUUGGUUCCGUCGUAUUUCAGACACAGGCCUGGGUCAUUAGCUCCAAAGGCCGCAGGAGCCAAGACGCAUGCGCCUCUCUUGAAGCCAAGACAGUCUGUCUCGGCCGCACAGCUUCCUUGUUAUGCUUCACGUGGGUGUCCUGCGUGGCCAGGAAGUUCUGCAGGAAAAAUUCCCCCAGGUUUGUUUACCGCUUUGAUGAAGCCCCAGCAUUUCACAAGCGCUCCACGAUGUGCCAGGUAAGUCCCCAAAUGUUUGACCCACUAACCUUUUCCUUCAAGGGUUUCUCUAAUUUGAUGCCACCCCAGGAAUGAGCUGGAUGUGUACAUGGCCAAAUCAACCCACGAUAAAUCUCCAUGCAUUUGAGCUCCAUCCACACUACUGGUUUGUUCUCAUUUCCCCUCAAAGUUCCUGAGCAUCAGACAGGCUCCAUUGAGAAGGUUGCUGGUCCAGGUUAAGGGCAAACACCUUUGAUCACUUCAGCUAUUUGAAGACUGGGUGGUUUUUAAAUGUCCAGAAGUCUUUCCUGUGGCAAAUCAGGACGUGCAGGCAGAGGGUCAUUGCCACCUCCCUCCUCAUCCAACAAGUGGGACCCACGGCCUCUGCACAUCCAUGUCCUUCUAGGCGUUUGGACUCAGCGACCAGCCAGGCGCAGACCACAUAGGACCAGCCGCCUGGCCGCAGCAAGAAGCUGUCUCUUAAGGUGAAGCCCCAGCAAAGAAGUUUUCUUGGACACGGUGAGCAGAGAGAGAUGUGGGAGCCCUGUGUUGGGGCAAGUGGGGACAGGCCAGCCUGCCCUCUUCCUAGUGACCAGGAAAGGCCUCCUGCACAGCUGCACCUUUGGGAGUGUCCUGGUGGACCGAAGGAGCCUCUGGCCAGAUGCCGAGCAUGCUGCUCAAGACAAGGAUCUGGAGGCGGACGUGGGGGCGCUGAACAAAGCAGGUGUUGAGUGAAUUCCCCAAGAAAGAGCGGUGGAAAGAGUGGGAGAAUUGGGGAGUGUGUUUGCUCUGAUUACAAAAGUCAUAUAUAUUCAUGGUAGAAGACCUGUUUAUGUUAAAAAAAAGAAAGAAAGGAAGAAAGAAAGAAGACACCCAUAGUCCCAACCAAAAGAAAACCCCUCAACUCAUUCUGGUGUGGUUUUCCCCCAAUUUUCAAAUUUUUUCUAUGCACAGUUUACAUAUGAGUGGUCAGUUUAUAACCCACCAGUUUUUAACUUGCUUUUUUGCACUUACUGUAAGAUAAAAGUAUUUUCCCCAAUCACUAAAUUCUUCUAAUGGUGCAUAUCAUUCCACCUUUGGAACGUGGCACGGUGUAGGCUAGCCUGCUCUUGGACAUUUAGCUUUUUGACUGUUGGGAACAACACCAGAUUAGUGACCUUGUGUGUACAAAAUAGAGUCCACCUCACCUCUCA